This is a messenger RNA of Paramecium primaurelia, 444 nucleotides long. The record is from the annotation of a GenBank genome assembly. NCBI's taxonomy places the organism in Eukaryota, Ciliophora, Oligohymenophorea, Peniculida, Parameciidae.
AUGUAUUUAGGUAGUCGAGAUGGGUUAAAGGCAGAAUAUUUUUGGUAGAAAGUUAAUAAUAAAGACAAUCUACUCAUGAUAUUUAAAUCCGAAAGUGGCUCUAUCUUUGGAGCAUACUCUCCUUGUAAAUGGGAUUCUAGUAAAAAUACAUAUAUAGCAGAUAAUACAUUAACAUCUUUUAUAUUUUCAUAAACUCAUGAUUAAAUAUAUAAUUUGAAAGAGGAUAAGAAGGAUAGAGCUAUUUAUUGUAAAAGUGAUUUUGGACCAUCAUAUGGAAAUUAUAAUGAUAUUUAUAUUAAAGGUGAUUUUACUGAUGGUUAUUCUAGAUUAGGAGAUGAUUAUGAAUUUGAUAGAGAUAAAAAUAAGAAUUAUUCUACUCAUCUUUAUGGAUAAGAAAAGCCAGAAAUAUAGGAAUGUGAAAUAUAUCAAAUAUAAUUCAAUUGA